AUGUCUCCAAUCAAAGUAGCACUUGCUGGUGCCACUGGAAACUUAGGCGUGUCUGUCCUCGAAGCUCUUCUCGGCGCAAACUUGCAUGUAACCGUUCUCUCGCGCAUCCACGGGAACUCGUCCAAGUUGGCGCCCCAUCCGAGGCUCACAAUUACGGAAGUUGACUUCAGCUCCACCCAGUCCUUGGUUGCGGCACUACAAGGGGCCCAGGUCGUCAUCUCUUGCCUCGCCACCUUAGCAAUAGGAAGUCAGAACCCUUUGAUUGAAGCCUCGGUUGCAGCGGGAGUUACACGCUUCAUCCCCGCUGAAUUUGGCAUGGACUCUCGGAACCCCCUCUGUGUCGUACUACCUGUCUGUGAACCAAAAGUCAACACGCAGAAAUAUCUGCAAGAGAAAGCCAACUCCAAUCCGGAAUUCUCCUACACCGGUAUCGCCAACGGAUUGUUUCUAGAUUGGGGUCUCAAAGUCGGCUUUAUCUUGAACCUGGCCUUGCACUCUGCAACACUCUACAAUGGAGGCGAUGUCCCUUUUAGCACCACGAUGUUGGGUGAUGUCGCGAAAGCGAUCUUGGGGGUCAUCGACAACCUGGAACAGACCGCUAACCGCAUUCUUUAUAUCCACUCGGCUGUAACGACGCAGAACACUUUGAUUCAGUACGCCAAGGAUGAAGAUAGCAAAGAGUGGAAUACCUCUAUCAAGGACACUGAUGAGAUUAGGCAAGAAGCUUUAGCAGAGCUGGCUCAAGGCACACAGGGAAACAUUCAAGCUGCCAUGGAUGGGUUUUGUGUAUGUGCCUCCUGGAAUACGAAGUACGGUUGUGAUUUUUCAAGUCACCUGGACAAUGAUUUGCUGGGCGUGAAAAUGAUGGAGGAAGAUGAGCUGAGGGCGACCCAAUACUCGAGCUGCGAUGCAUGCCGGCAGUCACGUGUAGCCUGCGACGCGUUAAAAAACGGGCAUCAACCUGGUGGUGGUGGCGGUUCAUGCUCGAAAUGUGUUGCGAGGAAUGUGGAUUGUACGUUUAAGAAUCGUUCGCUGCUGACGAAAGGUGUUUUCAUAAUUAAGUGGAUCAAAAAAUCACCUUGUAUGAGAGGGAGAGGGAGUGAGGGAGGGGUACGGAAAGAUUUGGGUUCUGGUUUAGUACUGACGGCAGAAGGGGGAGUAGAGCGUGCUGUUUCGGUGGUGGGAGGUGAGCCUUCCAUUGGAGGAGCAGAGACGGACAAUACAUAUUGUAUAGAGCAUCCUCGUGCGCCAUCGCCUGAGAUCUUUGCAGUCGAGCCAGAUCCGAAAUCGACAGACACUCCCAGCUCAAAUGCCGAGUCCGUGGAUAACCUCCUGACUCACUGGUGUGAGCAAAUUUUCCAUCAUGGUUUCGGGUCUAUUUUUGGUCAUUGGGUUGGUAGGAAUGGUUGCCCCUUUGUAAAUGACCCCACCAGCGACAUUUUCAUCGCUCCGUUGAAGCUUUUCGGGGAGCUUGACGCGUGCAUGGAUAAGCAACUAGAUGGCAAUUUGGGCUAUACGUUAGUCGCAUUGGAGAAGAGAGCGGGGAUAAGGUAUCAGAUCGAACAGUCUUUACGCCGUGCGAUGCAAUCGUUCGCGGCGCAAUGGCUUCCAGCUAUGAUUCCAAAAACUGUAGGUGGGCCGAUUCAAUACGAAGAAGUCGUUACGCAGCGCUGGCGCAUCGCUAGGAGAGACAUGCUCAAGGUCAUUAAUCGCACAUCUUACCAGUCUGUGUUGGCAUUAUACCUUUUCGGCCAGACUCCUGUUCCUUUGGGAAUAUCCGAGGAAGAAGAGAUGGAUGGUAUUAGCGGGAUGGUAUGUACUCAGACUGCUCUGCUGCAACUUCAACAGCUGCGUGAGAGGCUGCGAGGUUGUCAAUUCAGUGGUUCGGGGGUGUCAGGUUGGUCAGACGCAGUGACGGGCUCUGUUGAAAGCCCCAAUCUCACACAGGCAUUUCUAGACCUUGAGAGUAGAGCUUAUUGGGUGGCAGUGAUUUGGGAUACGACGAGCUCUGUGACGUUGAAUAUCAGAUCAUCUCUCACAUCUGGAUUGAAGGGAGCAUGCCUGGAGCCGGCAUGGCGUCUAGCGAGAGGUUUUCUGGUGGGUUCAUUCCAUGCUAAAUCAAAAGAUUGGCACAAGAAGGGUUUCGAGGUAUCCGAUGAAAUAGCUACUCAGAUCAUCUCUGCAGCCGCUGUCGGUAGGCUUUACACAUGGAGAACCAUCGCAAGCAUGAAGGAGGCACUCAGGGAAGGGGUCGAGGGAAGUGAUGUUCUUUUUGCUUGGGAUGCCUUCCUUGAUGCCCUUAACGUAUUCAAGACCACAAUAUAUCCUCUCCUGAGUAACUGCGAGAGACGGCUGCAUUUCCUAGGACCGGUGGAGAGGCUGAAUUGGUAUGAGGUUGUCUUGCACUACCAUCUGGGUAUUCUGAUUCUAGCCGAUGCACUCGAGGCCGCCAACCGCCUAGAUUUGCUCUCACAACUGACGGAGACGAGAUUAGACGCCGAGCAAGAAUCGUUCAACGUUCUCAGAUUCGGUCUGGAGAGCAGAUACAAAAUCUAUGCCCCGCUUGAAGUAUCGUCUAUUGCUUCAGAUGUCAAUUCGAAUCCUUACUCGACUGGACAGCCGAUCACCACAUCGUUCAUCGCCAUUGACCCAUAUCCGCACCAUGUAGUUGCCUCGGUGCGGCUGAUGAAAAAAGCCAUCAGCCGCAAAUAUCGACAAGGCAAUAUCAAACUCGAGGCUUACUCCCACCUCUCAUCCACCUUGCUUGAAGCUCUCGAGCAGCUCCCUCAAAGCUCCAAGAUGGCCCAAUGCGCCCGGGAGAAGUUGCAAGCGUCCUUUCAGCUCAAUGUGUGA
Lachnellula hyalina is the source of this 2853-nucleotide messenger RNA. RefSeq names its product Isoflavone reductase-like protein (gene IRL). The record is from RefSeq and is a predicted model, not a curated record. Gene Ontology annotation, molecular function: DNA-binding transcription factor activity, RNA polymerase II-specific; zinc ion binding; oxidoreductase activity. The transcript has 5 exons. Lineage: Eukaryota; Fungi; Ascomycota; Leotiomycetes; Helotiales; Lachnaceae. Gene Ontology annotation, biological process: regulation of DNA-templated transcription. Bases 1 to 2853 code for a protein of 950 amino acids.